UCGCCGACCGACACACACCCGCAGGCGCAGCGCCGAAUUCCCCCCGCCACCCGCCCAGCGAGCGACCUAGCUCGCCGCGAGAUCUCGCAAUGGAGGUGAGAACAGUAAAAGUUGCCAAUAUUUCGUUGAAUGCCUCGAAAAGAGAGAUCACAGAGUUCUUUUCUUUCUCUGGGGAUAUAGAAUAUGUUGAAAUGCAAAGAGAAUCUGAUUGGUCACAAUUUGCUUACGUCACUUUUAAGGACUCACAAGGAGCAGACACUGCUGUGCUUCUUUCAGGGGCAACAAUUGUUGAUCUUUCUGUCAUUAUAACUCCGGUUGAGAACUAUCAGUUGCCUCCUGAAGCCUGCAAUCAAUCAACGGGACAAAGAUCAACAUCUACUGAAUCUGCAGUCAGGAAGGCAGAGGAUGUUGUGAGCAGCAUGAUGGCCAAGGGUUUUGUCCUCAGCAAAGAUGCUCUCAACGUAGCAAGAUCUUUUGACGAGCGUCACAACAUCCUGUCCAAUGCUAGUGCCACCGUGGCAUCUCUAGACCGUCAGUAUGGCCUGAGCGACAAGAUCAACCUGGGCCGGGCUGUUGUUGGCAGCAAAGUCAAGGAAGUGGAUGAGCGCUAUCAGGUCUCAGAAAUCACAAAGUCUGCUCUGGCUGCUGCAGAGCAGAAAGCCAGCAUUGCAGGCUCUGCUCUCAUGGGCAACCAAUAUGUCUCAGCUGGUGCUUCAUGGCUAACCAGCGCAUUUGGCAUGGUUACCAAGGCAGCAGGUGACAUGAGCUCAAUGACCAAAGAUAAGGUAGACAGAGCGGAAGAGGAGAGGAAAGCAAUCAUGUGGGAAGAGAGGAAUGGGCUCGUCAGUGACUAUGCGAAGAUCCACCUUGAUGAGCACUCUUCAUGGGAGCCUGCAGUUCUUCCCGUGGAAUCAAUGGAUGAGCAGAAGCUCCAGGCUGUGUGAUCCAGCAAAUAGAAUGUUAGUCGCGUCAUCUGGUGUUUCAUUCGUUUAUUGUUACUUGUUCCAUAUAUAGAUCCUUUUACGCCACUGUACUGGAGCAAAAACAGGGUGUUUGUAACCUAUAGUGUGAUGUAAAUUUUAGAAUGCUGCCCUUGUGUUCCCAUCAGCUUUCUUAUACUAGACCUCUGGAAGGUUUUCUUGUUUUUCGAUACAAUAUAGAG
Molecule: messenger RNA, 1162 nt
Organism: Lolium rigidum
Lineage: Eukaryota; Viridiplantae; Streptophyta; Magnoliopsida; Poales; Poaceae
Product: binding partner of ACD11 1-like
Exons: 5
Coding region: 90-944 (284 amino acids)
Molecular function (GO): RNA binding
Source: RefSeq, a predicted model, not a curated record